Messenger RNA from Anolis carolinensis (green anole), 5671 nucleotides. It is a transcript of the gene apaf1, whose product is annotated as apoptotic peptidase activating factor 1. Gene Ontology annotation, molecular function: ADP binding; protein binding. Gene Ontology annotation, cellular component: apoptosome. Bases 194 to 3955 code for a protein of 1253 amino acids. The record is from RefSeq and is a predicted model, not a curated record. Gene Ontology annotation, biological process: regulation of apoptotic process; apoptotic signaling pathway. NCBI's taxonomy places the organism in Eukaryota, Metazoa, Chordata, Lepidosauria, Squamata, Anolidae. The transcript has 27 exons.
CUUUGGCUUUGCCCCAGGAAGGAGGAAGUGGCCGUUAUUUCGUGGCCGUUGUCCCUCGAGGCGGGGGAAAGGGGUGAUGAGCGCGAGGCGAGUUUGGCCCCGCCCCUUCCUGCGCCCCCUUCACGCGCACACACGGCUCGUGCCUGAGGCUACCUCAUAUUGCAAUUCACUAAGAAAGAAAGUUUAAACGACAAUGGAUUUGACCGCUCGAAGUCACUUGCUUCAGAAUCGGGAGGCUCUGGAAAGAGAUAUUAAGACUUCCUAUGUAAUAGACCAUAUGAUUGCAGAUGGAGCGUUAACACCGCAGGAAGAGGCGGAAGUAAAAGCUGUGACUACUCAAAGGGAUCGAGCAGCUAAGCUUAUAAAAACAAUUCUUAAGAAAGAUGACCAUGCAUACAUAUCAUUUUAUAAUGCUCUGGUUCAUGAGGGAUACAAAGAUCUUGCUGCCCUUCUCCAAGAUGGUAUCCCAAUUAUUUCCCCUCGUAAUGGAAAUAAGUCUACAGAUGGAGUAACGUCCUAUGUUAAGACCAUCCUUUGUGAAGGUGGAGUUCCACAGCGGCCAGUUGUAUUUGCCACUCGUCCAGAACUCACAAAAAGAAUACAGCGAAAACUAUAUAAGCUGAAAAGUGAUCCAGGAUGGGUUGUUAUUUAUGGUAUGGCAGGCUGUGGAAAGACUGUUUUGGCAGCAGAUGCACUUCGUGACCACAAUCUUUUGAAAGACUGCUUCCCAGGAGGAGUACAUUGGGUUUCUAUUGGGAAACAAGACAAGUCAGGCCUGUUGAUAAAACUCCAAAAUCUGUGUCUGAGGUUGGACCAGGAUGUCACUUAUUUACAGAGGCCACCACUUAAUAUUGAGGAAGCAAAAGAUCGCCUUCGAGUGUUGCUGUUUCGCAAAUAUCCAAGGUCUCUGUUGGUUCUGGAUGACAUUUGGGAUUCAUGGGUAUUAAAAGCCUUUGAUAGUCAUUUCCAGAUUCUUCUCACCAGUAGGGACAGGAGUGUAACAGAUUCUGUAACAGGCAAGAAAUACGAAGUUCCAGUGGAAAGUGGACUAUCACAUGAAAAAGCACUUGAAAUAUUAUCCCUAUUUGUUAAUAUGGAAAUAACAGAGCUACCAGAAAAAGCUGAUUGGAUUGUAAAAGAAUGCAAAGGUUCUCCUCUUGUGGUAUCUUUAAUAGGAGCAUUAUUACGAGAUUUUCCAAAUCGCUGGGAAUACUAUCUUAGACAACUUCAAAAUAAGCAGUUCAGAAGAAUAAAGAAAUCUUCAUCUUAUGAUUACGAAGCACUUGAUGAAGCAAUGUCCAUAAGUGUUGAAAUGUUGCCAGAAAAUUCUAAAGAUUAUUACAGAGAUCUUUCUGUCCUUCAAAAGGACGUUAAAGUGCCUUCAAAGGUAUUCUGUGUUCUUUGGGAUAUUGAGACUGAAGAAGCUGAAGAUAUACUACAAGGAUUUGUUAAUAAAUCUCUCCUGUUCUGUGAUCGAAAUGGGAAAUCAUUCCAUUAUUAUUUGCAUGAUCUUCAACUUGAUUUUCUUACUGAGAAGAAUCGUGAUCAGUUGCAAGCACUACAUAAAAAAGUAGUUCAUCAAUACAAGAACCACUAUGCACAGUAUAUGCCAAAUUCAACUCAGGAAGACUGGAUGUAUUGGUAUAAUUUUCUCGCGUACCAUAUGUCAAGUGCUAGCAUGCAUGAUGAACUCUGUGCUCUCAUGUUUUCACUAGAAUGGAUUAAAACUAAAACAGAAUUGGUAGGACCUGCACAUUUGAUUCAUGAAUAUGUUGAAUACAGUGAAAUAUUGAAUGAAAAGGAUCCCAUUGCACGUGAAAACUUCCAGGAAUUUUUAUCUUUAAAUGGACACCUGCUUGGACGACAGCCAUCUCUGGACAUUGUGCAGCUGGGCCUUUGUCAACCAGAGAGUUCAAAAGUAUAUCAACAAGCCAAGCUACAAGCUCAGCAAGGACUUGAUAAAGGAUCCUUUUAUGUGGAAUGGAUGAAUAAGCAGUCCAUAAAGAAUACUUAUCGUCUGGUUGUGCGUCCACACACAGAUGCUGUUUAUCAUGCUUGUUUUUCCCAGGACAGACACAGAAUAGCUUCAUGUGGAGCUGAUAAAACAUUGCAGAUAUUUAAAGCAGAAAGUGGAGAAAAGCUUCUGGAAGUAAAAGCUCAUGAUGAUGAAGUACUGUGUUGUUCCUUUUCAGCAGAUGACAGAUUUGUUGCUACUUGUUCUGCUGACAAAAAAGUAAAAGUCUGGAAUUCACGAACAGGUCAACCUGUGUGCAUAUUUGAAGAACAUACAGAGCAGGUCAACUGCUGUCAGUUUAGCAAUACAAAUCAUAACCAGUUUCUGUUAGCUACUUGUUCAAAUGACAGUUUUAUCAAACUCUGGGAUUUGAAUAAAAAGUACUGUCGCAAUACGCUAUUUGACCACAGCAGUUCUGUUACUCACUGCAGGUUCUCUCCAAAUGAUAAAUACAUUGCUAGUUGUUCAGCAGAUGGAACUUUAAUGCUUUGGUAUGCCCAGUCAGCAAAUAAACGAAAAACUGUUGACAUAAGAGGCAACUUCAGGAAUGUGGAUGAAUACCAAGAUGACAUGGAAGUGUUAGUGAAAUGUUGUUCAUGGUCAUCUGAUAGUACUACAAUAGUCGUAGCAGCCAAAAACAAGCUUUUUCGUACUGAUACCAAGAUCAGUACUUCAUUGCCAGAAGUCCUUAUAAACCACCACUAUACUAUUCAGUAUUGUGAUUUUUGUCCAAAUAGUCAGAUGGUGGCGGUUGCUUUAUCAAAUUAUUCUGUUGAGAUAUGGAAUAUUGAAUCCUGUUCCAAAAUAGCGGACUGUCGUGGACAUAUGAGCUGGGUGCAUUCUGUGACAUUUUCUUUUGAUGGUUCUUUAUUCCUCACUUCUUCUGAUGACCAAACAAUAAGGAUUUGGGAGACAAGUAAGGUAUGCAACUUCUCUGCUAUUGUGUUAAACCGUGAAAUAGACGUUCUGUUUCUGGACAGUGACGUGAUCAUCUUAGCCAUUGAUAGUUCAAAGCGUCUGCAACUUAUUAGUGGAUACACAGGCAAUACCAUUUAUUUGACCAAAGAACAAGAUUCUUUAAUUUGCUGUUGCUGCUUGAGCCAUGACCGGAAGGUUGCAGCAUUUGGAGAAAAUAAUGGAACAGUAAAGGUCUUAAGUCUGCAAAAUGGAAAUACUUUAAAUUCUAGAACUGGACACAGAGAAGCUGUACAACACUGCCAGUUUACUUCUGAUGGGAAAACACUUAUUUCAAGCUCUGAUGACUCGACUAUACAGGUAUGGAAUUGGCAGUCAGAGGAAUGCAUUCUUCUAAAAGGUCACAAUGAACGUGUCAAGAAAUUUCUUCUUCUAAAAGAUUCAAGGCUUCUGUCAUGGUCAUUUGAUGGGACAGUUAAGCUUUGGAACAUAGUUACUGGAGAAAUAGAAAAAGAUGUCAUCUGCCAUGAAAACGCUAUUCUUUCUUGUGCAAUUUCACCUGAUGCCACUAUGUUUUCUACUACCUCUUCUGACAAGACUGCCAAGAUAUGGAGUUUUGAAACAUCAUCAAUGCUUCAUAAGCUAAAUAGUCAUGAAAGCUGUGUAAGAUGCUGUGCUUUCUCACUUAAUAAUGAACUGCUUGCCACAGGAGACGACAAUAGAGAAAUACGGGUGUGGGAUGUCUCAAGAGGUGAGCUGCUCCAUCUCUGUUCUCGUGCUUCAAUAGAUGAAGGCGAAUCAGCACAUGAAGGCUGGGUAACAGACCUUUGCUUUUCCCCUGACAAUAAAAUCCUGGUUUCUUCUGCAGGAUAUAUAAAGUGGUGGAAUGUGGAUACUGGUCAACCUUUACAAACAUUCUACACAAAUGGAACGGAUCUUAAAUCUCUGCAUGUGUCCCCAGAUUUCAAAGUAUGUGUGACUGUCGAUAAUCUUGGCAUUCUUUAUGUGCUACGGAUUAUGGAAUAAUUAUUUUUAAGACUCUGACAACUUUUGUAACUGAAGCGUUUUGAGCCAGAAGCAUCUUUUAGGGGAAAAUCUUUUUUUAACUCUUAUGAAAUGUGAAGUGAUUUUCUACUCAGACAUGCAUUAUGCAUAUGUUUAUUUGUUCAUGUUUCUGAAUCUGCACACGUUUUCUAUUUUGCAUUUGAUCAGCAUUUCAAAGUUUGAUCUCUAUCUUGUAAAUACUGCUGUAUUUAAAGAUUUAAAACUUCAUGUGCUAUUUAAAGAUUAGAACAUUAGGGUGCUUCCACAGAGGGAAGGGAGUUUGCAAAUGUAACUAGGAAGGUGAUGAUCUCCCCAUCUCUCUUCAGACUCCCCUGAAUCUGAUUUUGGGUAGUGAUAGGGAUGAAUUAGGGAACAGAAGGAAAGGGAAUUGUCCCCGUGCAAUGUUGAAUUUGGGCUAAACAAAUAUACUACGGGUAAUUGAAAGGAGUAUGAUGCACUGAAAUUAUAUUAUUGAUUUAUGGGUUAUGUUGUUAAACAUAUGUGCAAUUACAUUAAAAUCAUAGUUUUUUAUUGAUGUUUUAUAAAUGCAGAUAGUAAUGCAGAUUUAUAAAGUAAAUUCUGAAAGCCUUGAUAAAUUGUAUGACAGUAAAUCCUAGUAUCAUAAAAUCAAAUAUUAAGAGUACUCUAAUGAGUAGCAGUUUGUGAUUUUUCAGACAUAAGUAAUCUAAGCACAGUGUUCCUUGGCAUCAUCCCACACUACUUGCCCAGAGGAUUUGCAAGCUCAUGUCUACUCAUGUGAAAAGCCAUUUCAGUACUUUUUCUGUUUGUUGUUUCAGAUAGUUUAAAACAUUGCCAUUCUAUAUUUGAUAACCUUUUUUCUCAGCUGUUAAAAUUACAGUAUUGUGGUCAGAUAAAAUAAUUUUAAAUUGUAUUAUGUCUCAUACAGAAAAUGGAAGUAAAAUGUUGAUAUUUUAACUAACAAUAUUAUGAUAAGGGGAUUAUAAAUGUUAAUUUUGGAGGAGAUCAUUUUCAGAUUUCCCCAUCCAGCAUAACGCAGAAUUAUGUUAUAAGCUGCAUGAUGAAAGUAGCAACUUGAGAACCUGUUUUUGCUUCUGUCCCACUUAGCAGGAAACCUUCAUGAAUGCAAAGAAUGCCAAACAAAAGGAUGCUAAGGAAAUCUGUUCUUUUUUGCACAAAAUUAAAUGAGAUCUGUAAUGAGAGACAGAGACGCAGAGUUACUUUAUUUAUCGGUUAUCAAAUUUGAUGUCAGUUGAACAUAUUACAUUGGGCUGGGUGCUUUAUGAGAAUCAAGCACACCCAGCUCAUGGAAAAUGUUUUCAGUAAAGUUUUUCAAAUGAUAGUAUUUUUAAAAAAAUCUACUGGUGCUAUCUAUUGCAAGUGCAGAUAAAGCAAGCUGCAUAAUUAAAAAGGGGUGGUUGGUUUAUUACAUUUGGAAGGAGAAAUUGUUUCCAGUUUAACUAACAUUACAAGACGUAGCAGGAGUACUAAUAGCAUUGCAGUUUAGCUUUUGGCUAUGCUAUGCUUUUGGCUGUACUGUGAUGCUUCACGUUAAUUGGUUUAUAUCUGUGUAUCAAAAGAAAUGACUAAAUUUUCCAACCAGGCUGAAUUUUUUAAACAACAUUAUAAUUUUGUCAUGGCAGCCUUUUUGUGUUUGAUUGAACAAGUUGUUAAAUUGCUAAGCAAUAAAUAUUAGGAUUGAGCGUUUGUAUGAAAUCA